CACCUCGCCACAGCUCUGAGUUCCGCUUCACCAGUCACCACUCGCUAGAAGCUGCUCUGCUUUUCUCCAAGAAAAAGAAAGAGGGGGAGGUGCUCUGCUUCGUUCGAUGGCGACCGUGAUGGAGGAGGCUGCUGCUAAGGCGGUGGUCGGAGCCGGCGAAAAGGCGGAGGCGGUUGCUACGCCGGAGAAGGUUGAUGAGGUGAAGCAGGCGGGUGCGGGCGGGGAGGAGAUGGAGGUCGCCGGCGGUGAGGCGAAGAAGGCGGAGGAAGGUGGUGAGGUGAAGAAGGCGGAGGGGGAGGAGAAGAAGCCGAGGAGCAGGAAGCCCCGGUCGGCGGGGCCGCACCACCCGCCCUACUUCGAGAUGAUCAAGGAGGCGAUCAUGGCGGCGGGCGACGGCCAGGCGGGGGCGAGCGCGUACGCGAUCGCGAAGCGCGUCGGGGAGCGGCACGGGGAGGCGCUGCCGGGCAACUACCGCAAGGUGCUGGCCGCGCAGCUGCGGAGCUUCGCCGCCAAGGGCCGGCUCGUCCGGGUCAAGGCCUCCUUCCGCCUCGCUCCCGCCGAGGAGAAGAAGGCCCUGCCGGCCAAGAAGAGGACCACCAAGAAGGCCGCGUCGAAGAAGGCGCGGCCGAAGAGGGCGAAGAAGGCCGGGCCGCCGCCGGCGAAGCCGAAGCCGAAGCAGCCCAAGUCGAUCCGCGCCCGGAAGGCCAACAAGGCCAGCGCCUGAUGCCACCGCCGCCGCCGAUGCCCUGUCCCCUGUACAUAUCUACUCCGUAGCAGUACUAGUCGUACGGGCACGUUCGAUCGAGCUCGGUGUUCUGUAAAUAUCUACCCGUGUGCGUGUUUUCCCGGCAAUAAUGGCGCUCUCGUGUCCCGGCGUCCAUGGACGCGAGGAAGGAGAAGAUGGUGAAUGUGGCUGUGGCUGCAAAUCUUCUGCAAGACUGAUGCCUGUACAACUCGUCUCUAUGUUGUGAUCAUGC
Triticum aestivum (bread wheat) is the source of this 977-nucleotide messenger RNA. RefSeq names its product histone H1. The record is from RefSeq and is a predicted model, not a curated record. Gene Ontology annotation, cellular component: nucleus; nucleosome. The transcript has 2 exons. Gene Ontology annotation, molecular function: nucleosomal DNA binding; double-stranded DNA binding; structural constituent of chromatin. Bases 107 to 724 code for a protein of 205 amino acids. Lineage: Eukaryota; Viridiplantae; Streptophyta; Magnoliopsida; Poales; Poaceae. Gene Ontology annotation, biological process: negative regulation of DNA recombination; chromosome condensation; nucleosome assembly.